Messenger RNA from Gryllus bimaculatus (two-spotted cricket), 423 nucleotides. NCBI's taxonomy places the organism in Eukaryota, Metazoa, Arthropoda, Insecta, Orthoptera, Gryllidae. The record is from the annotation of a GenBank genome assembly.
GGGCCGGGCCGCGCCGCCACCCCCAUGUGUCGCCAAGUGCGUAGGAGGAGGAGAAGGCAGCUGCCGUCGCGCGGGGACACCGCCGCCGCCAGCCCUGUCGGCGCAGCGCUGCCGCCGCAGCCCUGCAGCGCCGACAGCCCCGCGGCGCCCUGCCCUCGCGGCCACCCGCCCGACCUCAAGGCCUGGAGUGACACUGCAAAGCGCUCCAGUGUAGCAGCCUUCUUCAUGUCAUAUCUGCAGACGGUAAUGCGGAGUCUUGAAGGAAACGUUGAAGAAAUUCAACCCACCGUGUUAAAGUAUUUGUUGGACUCUGAACAUGCGACACGUAAAACCUUAACAAAACUUAUGUGUGAAAGAAUCCUCACGUUAGUUGGCAACAUGGAUCGGCCAAAACAUCUGGAACUCUUCUUCCUAAGUGAAUGA